GAGAAAAAUUUUUCGAUCAUUCUUAGACCCAUGGGAGCGGGCCAACGCAUCAUCUCAAUUUGGCAAUUGGAUCGAAGCAAGGAAUAAUUUUCGUUUACGAGGAUCCAGAGUGCGGGACCGGCAGAAACACGUACCAGGCUCAACGAGUUUCUAUGACGAAAAGCAAGUUGCGAUUUCUUCGUACCAAGCUUUGUGGCUCGAAUGAGCUUCAGUACGAAGAAAUCGCUACUGCUAUGCUGGUCGCCUUUGCAACGAACCGCGCACCUAAACAGAUCAACGAAGGAAUGGACCGGUUCGCUCGCGGUACAGAGCAACGAACGGCAUGGAAAAAGAAGUUCGACAGACAACUUUGAUGGGCGGUCCAGUUCAAAGAGAUGGAAACAAAGAUACGUAAAUACCGGCGUUCCAUUUCGCAUGUUGUCAAGUCGCCUGCCAGGGUCACCGCUGCGUACCGACAACGCCGAAAUAAAGGUAUUACUCACUGCCAAGAGCGACGGAGCAGAGGCUUGGCAUUCCAGGUUCACUGACAUCGCUGCCGACAUCACUGAGGCACCAGCUUCCGGAAUUCAUUGGAAUUCCAGUGGACACCAACUGCCUGCCUCGUACCCUACAGGCCGUACUCUCUCAGGUCCAUUUUUUGGAGUCCGCCAAUUAGAGCUCGUGCUGCGUCCUUUUCGGGAAUCUUUGUAUUGGGCAUUUUCUGUCGGGCGUUGGCACAUCAAACUAACAGGGCCCUUUACUCAUUUCUCAAGUCGGGCCGUACGGAAAAAUGGACUUCUCGAUAAUUACACCGAACAUAUCAGAACAACUCCAUAAUCGAGAAUUAUUCGUCAUUAUUACCUGAUAUCUUCCCGGCGUCGAUCGCUGCAUGCGAUUUUGAAAUAAACGGCGAACUUGGAAGUUGGAGAACGCACUUAGUACGUGCCAAGUAUACAUGCUUCGGGGCAACCGGCUGCCGCCCAUGUUUCGGGUUGUGUGUCGGCUGCACUAGCGUGUCGAGGUGCAUUGAGAGCCCGGGGCCAUAACAUUCAACGGGAGGGUUGCAGGUUUUGAGGUGGAGUUGUCGGGGCAUUUUCAAAGCGAGAGAUAGGGUUUUGACAAAAGCAGGGAAAGGACGGGAUAUAUGUUGCUACCACGCAACACACAUAAGGCCCUUAGUACACCGUUUCAGAUAGUGUUUCUCUAGACUACUGCCACUUUUGGGAACAGAAGAUUCUGCG
Molecule: messenger RNA, 1220 nt
Organism: Guyanagaster necrorhizus
Lineage: Eukaryota; Fungi; Basidiomycota; Agaricomycetes; Agaricales; Physalacriaceae
Exons: 6
Coding region: 202-816 (204 amino acids)
Source: RefSeq, a predicted model, not a curated record